Messenger RNA from Condylura cristata (star-nosed mole), 1890 nucleotides. RefSeq names its product chaperonin containing TCP1, subunit 7 (eta) (gene CCT7). Gene Ontology annotation, biological process: protein folding. Gene Ontology annotation, molecular function: ATP binding; ATP hydrolysis activity; ATP-dependent protein folding chaperone. Gene Ontology annotation, cellular component: chaperonin-containing T-complex. Bases 103 to 1734 code for a protein of 543 amino acids. Lineage: Eukaryota; Metazoa; Chordata; Mammalia; Eulipotyphla; Talpidae. The transcript is spliced from 12 exons. The record is from RefSeq and is a predicted model, not a curated record.
CGAAGUUUCUGGGGAUUUCUUUAGCGCGGGGCAUUGUGGGUUUGCUGGGCGGCCUGAACGAGAAGCCAGAAGUAUCAAGCCACUGCUGAAUAAGCGUCCAAGAUGAUGCCCACACCAGUAAUCCUGUUGAAAGAGGGGACUGAUAGCUCCCAAGGCAUUCCCCAGCUUGUAAGUAACAUCAGUGCCUGCCAGGUGAUUGCCGAGGCCGUAAGAACCACCCUGGGCCCCCGUGGCAUGGACAAACUCAUUGUGGAUGGGAGAGGCAAAGCAACAAUUUCUAAUGAUGGGGCCACAAUUCUGAAACUCCUUGACGUCGUCCAUCCUGCAGCAAAAACUUUAGUGGAUAUUGCCAAGUCCCAGGAUGCUGAGGUUGGUGAUGGCACCACCUCAGUGACACUGCUGGCUGCAGAGUUUCUGAAGCAGGUGAAACCGUAUGUAGAGGAAGGUUUGCACCCACAGAUCAUCAUCCGAGCUUUCCGCACUGCCACUCAGUUGGCAGUUAACAAGAUCAAAGAGAUUGCUGUGACUGUGAAAAAGGCAGAUAGAGUGGAGCAGAGGAAACUGCUAGAGAAGUGUGCCAUGACUGCUCUGAGCUCCAAGCUGAUCUCCCAGCAGAAAGCUUUCUUCGCUAAGAUGGUGGUGGAUGCAGUGAUGAUGCUUGAUGAUUUGCUGCAGCUUAAAAUGAUUGGAAUCAAGAAAGUGCAAGGUGGAGCCCUUGAGGAGUCCCAGCUGGUAGCUGGCGUUGCAUUCAAGAAGACUUUCUCUUAUGCUGGGUUUGAAAUGCAACCCAAAAAAUACAAUAAUCCAACAAUUGCACUUUUAAAUGUUGAACUCGAGCUGAAAGCUGAGAAAGAUAAUGCUGAAGUUAGAGUCCACACUGUUGAGGACUAUCAGGCGAUUGUCGAUGCUGAGUGGAACAUUCUCUAUAACAAGUUAGAGAAGAUCCAUCUUUCUGGAGCUAAAGUCGUCUUAUCCAAACUCCCCAUUGGGGAUGUAGCCACCCAGUACUUUGCUGACAGGGACAUGUUCUGUGCUGGCAGAGUACCGGAGGAGGAUCUGAAGAGAACAAUGAUGGCCUGUGGAGGCUCAAUCCAGACCAGUGUGAAUUCUCUGUCAGCGGAUGUGCUGGGUCGCUGCCAGGUCUUUGAAGAGACCCAGAUUGGAGGCGAGAGGUACAAUUUCUUCACUGGCUGCCCCAAAGCCAAGACUUGCACGAUCAUCCUCCGCGGUGGCGCUGAGCAAUUUAUGGAGGAGACAGAGCGGUCCUUGCAUGAUGCCAUCAUGAUUGUCAGGAGGGCCAUCAAGAAUGACUCAGUGGUGGCUGGUGGCGGGGCCAUUGAGAUGGAGCUCUCUAAGUACCUGCGGGAUUAUUCAAGGACUAUUCCAGGAAAGCAGCAGCUAUUGAUUGGGGCAUAUGCCAAAGCCUUGGAAAUUAUCCCACGCCAGCUGUGUGACAAUGCUGGCUUUGAUGCCACCAACAUCCUCAACAAGCUGCGAGCUCGACAUGCCCAGGGGGGCAUGUGGUAUGGGGUGGACAUCAACAAUGAGGACAUUGCUGACAACUUUGAGGCCUUCGUGUGGGAACCAGCUAUGGUGCGGAUCAAUGCCCUGACGGCAGCCUCUGAGGCCGCGUGCCUUAUUGUGUCAGUAGAUGAAACCAUCAAGAACCCUCGCUCGACAGUGGAUGCUCCCCCAGCUGCUGGUCGGGGCCGAGGUCGUGGCCGUCCCCAUUGAGGUGCGCCCCACUCCUCACAUGAGUGGCUGGCAGGCUGGCUGCAGGGUGCACCACUCUCCUGGCUAAUUGUGGUUGCAGGGGAGGAGCAGUGGUUGGCCCACUCUGUUCUCACCGGGGGUUAUUUAAAUAAAACUUGAGACUUAUAAUCCACUUUG